Panicum virgatum (switchgrass) is the source of this 791-nucleotide messenger RNA. RefSeq names its product cyclin-D1-1-like. The transcript has 3 exons. The coding region runs from base 31 to 492 and encodes 153 amino acids. Lineage: Eukaryota; Viridiplantae; Streptophyta; Magnoliopsida; Poales; Poaceae. The record is from RefSeq and is a predicted model, not a curated record.
UACAUCUUCGAACCGGGGACGGUUCAAAGGAUGGAGCUCUUCGUCCUCGCCGAGCUGGAUUGGAGGCUCCGGUCUCUUACACCUUUUGCGUUCAUCAAUCUUUUUGCUUGCAAGGCAGAUUCGUCAGGAAGAUGCACAAGAAGUCUGGUCUUGAGAGCAAGCCAAAUUACUAUCGAUGCAAUUCAUGAAGCCGAGUUCCUGAACCACUGCUCUGCAUUAAUGGCCGCCGCCGCCGUGCUGAGCGCAGUAACUGAGAUACCAGGCAUGUCAUGCGUGAGCAUCAACCCGGAGACAGCAGCUUCAUGGUGCCCUGGCCUGACUGAGGAAGGAAUUAGUAGUUGCUACCAGCUACUGCAGCAACUAGUACCAAUGAUCAAGACGACAAGGAGGAAGAUACUUCCAUCGGAGCUGCUGACGUCAAUGCCUUCAUCAGUAAGCUCGGCUUCACCAAGCAAAAGGCGCAAGAUUAAUGGCAGCUUCCGAGAGGAGUGACAACAAUCCAGUUCUUUGCUGCCCUCAGUGUUAAUCCCCCGGCAUUAUCUGUUACUAGAUGAGUCUGUUCCUCUUUUUUCCUCCGUUCGUUGCUGUUGUGCUUCAAGUCCUGAGCAGCUAAAAUAAAAUAUAUUUUUGUAGUUUAUUUAGCAAAAAAAAGGAAUAUUUAUAUUUGGACAUAAAUGUGGGGAGUACAGAAAGAAACCUGCUGUAUGAUGAAUUCAGGGGGGCCAUUAGGCCAGUCUCAAUGUAAGUUUCAUGGAGCGUUUCAUGACAUUAAAUAUCAUCACUUUUGCUGA